This is a messenger RNA of Acipenser ruthenus (sterlet), 969 nucleotides long. RefSeq names its product prostate stem cell antigen-like. Bases 118 to 495 code for a protein of 125 amino acids. The record is from RefSeq and is a predicted model, not a curated record. The transcript has 3 exons. NCBI's taxonomy places the organism in Eukaryota, Metazoa, Chordata, Actinopteri, Acipenseriformes, Acipenseridae.
UGAAUUUCUGACGUCAAUUUUUUGGCAUCAAAAAACAAGAACCCCUAAUAGUAUUUAAGAGGAAGCCCUUCCUUGGCAAGACAAACCAAGACUGACGGACACUCCUACAGACCCAUCAUGAAGACCUCUCUGGCGUUGUUACUUCUUGCUUUCAUUGGUAGCCGUGCAGCACUGUUGUGUUACCAAUGUACUGCUGCUCUCUCCAAUGAUGCCUGCAACACGAAUACCCAGAACUGCGCUACUGAAGACACCUGCAUGACCACCGUCAUCACCGUGCUUGGAAUUAAUACCAUCACAAAAGAGUGUGCCACAAACAGUGCCUGCAACGCUGCUGUAGCCUCCGAUGUUAGUGUCGGGGCGCUCGGAGGAAAUAAAGUGACGUGCUGCAGUAUGGAUCUGUGCAACGUGAACGGCUCCACCACUGCCAGGCUCAAUGUGCUGCUUCUGGGGGCUUCAGCAGCUCUGCUUUUCCUGCUCAGCAGGAUCACAGCGUAAGGGCAGCAGCACCCACCGCUAUUCUUCAUUGCCCUUUGGAAGAGUCCUGUCUGCAGUUUUUCCCUUGCAUGUUGAAGUGUUCUUUAUGAUAAUAUAAAUGCCUUUGACUAUGAAAGACUGCUAUGUGUUGUGUGGGUGUGUUUCUCUGUUGUUUCCCCUUGUAACUUCCUGCACUUUGCUUGUGUUUCCCACAUAUUUACCAUGUAGCUCUAGCACCUGAUAUUAGUGUCUCAUGAGUGUUUGAGCAAUUAGAUACACUCCUGUAAUAAAUAAAAUAUAUUAAAAUAAAUUUAAUUGAAUUUCUAGAAUAUUGUUGUGGGUACUUCCCUGUGAAAAAAUGUUAUUCCAUGUUUAUCAUUUACAAUAAAUCUCAGAAAUAAACACUUACAAUGAUACCAUGUCUGAUCGCCAUUUAACAGAAAUGGAAAGCAAGUGUAUUUUUACUGGAAAUAUUCAAAACGACAUAUUGCUAAC